This is a messenger RNA of Artibeus jamaicensis (Jamaican fruit-eating bat), 6886 nucleotides long. RefSeq names its product SEL1L adaptor subunit of ERAD E3 ubiquitin ligase (gene SEL1L). The record is from RefSeq and is a predicted model, not a curated record. Lineage: Eukaryota; Metazoa; Chordata; Mammalia; Chiroptera; Phyllostomidae. The transcript is spliced from 21 exons. The coding region runs from base 119 to 2503 and encodes 794 amino acids. Gene Ontology annotation, molecular function: protein binding. Gene Ontology annotation, biological process: ERAD pathway. Gene Ontology annotation, cellular component: endoplasmic reticulum membrane.
AGGGGCGGAGGAAGGAGACUAGAGCAGGAAGAACAGCGGUUAGGCGGUGGUGGCUGAGUCGGUGGUGGCAGAGGCGAAAGCGACAGCUCCAGGCGGCGGCAGCGGCGCCGAGAGCAGGAUGCGGGUCCAGGUGGGGCUGACGCUGCUGCUCUGUGCGGUGCUGCUGGGCACGGCCUUGGCUAACUCUGAUGAAGAAGGCGGCCAGGAUGAAUCCUUAGAUUCCAAGACUUCUUUGUCAUCAGACGAGUCAGUAAAGGACCACAGCACAGGAGGCAGAGUUGUAGCUGGUCAGAUAUUUCUUGAUUCAGAAGAAUCAGAAUUGGAAUCACCUAUUCAAGAGGAGGAAGACAGCCUCCAGAGCCAAGACGGGGAAAGUGUCACAGAAGAAAUCAGCUUUCUAGAAUCUUCGAGUCCAGAAAACAAGGAUUAUGAAGAACCGAUGAAAGUACAGAAACCAGCUUUGACUGCCAUCGAAGGCACAGCACAUGGGGAGCCCUGCCACUUCCCUUUCCUCUUCCUGGAUAAGGAAUAUGAUGAGUGUACAUCGGACGGGAGGGAAGACGGCAGACUGUGGUGUGCUACGACCUAUGACUACAAGGCAGAUGAAAAGUGGGGCUUUUGUGAAACUGAAGAAGAGGCUACAAAAAGACGGCAAAUGCAAGAAGCAGAAAUGAUGUACCAGACUGGGAUGAAAAUCCUCAAUGGAAGCAAUAAGAAAAGCCAGAAAAGAGAAGCAUAUCGGUAUCUUCAGAAGGCAGCAAGCAUGAACCAUACCAAGGCCCUGGAGAGAGUGUCAUAUGCUCUUUUAUUUGGUGACUACCUCACCCAGAACGUCCAGGCGGCGAAAGAGAUGUUUGAGAGGUUGACUGAGGAAGGCUCUCCCAAGGGACAGACUGCUCUUGGCUUUCUCUAUGCCUCUGGGCUUGGUGUUAACUCAAGUCAGGCAAAGGCCCUUGUAUAUUACACUUUUGGAGCUCUUGGGGGCAACCUAAUAGCCCACAUGAUUUUGGGUUACCGCUACUGGGCCGGCAUCGGAGUCCUCCAGAGCUGUGAAUCGGCACUGACUCAUUACCGCCUCGUUGCCAAUCAUGUUGCUAGUGACAUCUCACUGACAGGGGGCUCAGUAGUGCAGAGAAUACGGCUGCCUGAUGAGGUGGAGAAUCCAGGAAUGAACAGUGGAAUGCUAGAAGAAGAUUUGAUUCAGUAUUACCAGUUCCUGGCUGAAAAAGGUGAUGUACAAGCACAGGUUGGUUUGGGACAGCUGCAUCUGCACGGGGGGCGUGGAGUAGAACAGAAUCAUCAGCGAGCAUUUGACUACUUCAAUUUAGCCGCGAAUGCUGGCAAUUCACACGCUAUGGCCUUCUUAGGAAAGAUGUAUUCCGAGGGAAGCGACACUGUGCCUCAGAGCAACGAGACGGCUCUUCACUACUUCAAGAAAGCUGCGGACAUGGGCAACCCAGUUGGACAGAGUGGGCUUGGAAUGGCUUAUCUCUAUGGAAGAGGGGUUCAAGUUAAUUAUGAUCUGGCACUGAAGUAUUUUCAGAAAGCUGCCGAACAAGGCUGGGUGGAUGGACAGCUACAGCUUGGCUCUAUGUACUAUAAUGGCAUUGGAGUCAAGAGGGAUUACAAACAGGCCUUGAAGUAUUUUAAUUUAGCUUCUCAGGGAGGCCAUAUCUUGGCUUUCUAUAACCUGGCACAGAUGCAUGCCAGUGGCACAGGCGUGAUGCGAUCCUGUCACAAUGCAGUGGAGCUGUUUAAGAACGUCUGUGAGCGGGGCCGCUGGGCCGAGAGGCUCAUGGCAGCCUACAGCAGCUAUAAAGAAGGCGCCUGCGAUGCCGCGGUGGUCCAGUACCUCCUGCUGGCCGAGCAAGGCUACGAAGUGGCCCAGAGCAACGCGGCCUUCAUCCUCGACCAGAGGGAAGCAACCAUUGUGGGCGAGAACGAAACGUACCCCCGAGCUCUGCUGCACUGGAACCGGGCUGCCUCUCAAGGUUACACCGUGGCUAGAAUUAAGCUUGGAGACUACCAUUUCUAUGGAUUUGGCACUGACGUGGAUUACGAAACUGCGUUUAUUCAUUACCGUCUAGCAUCUGAGCAACAACACAGUGCACAGGCGAUGUUUAACCUGGGAUAUAUGCAUGAGAAAGGACUGGGCAUCAAACAGGACAUCCACCUCGCGAAACGUUUCUAUGACAUGGCAGCGGAGGCCAGCCCCGAUGCACAAGUGCCCGUCUUCCUAGCGCUCUGCAAGUUGGGCGUCGUCUACUUCCUGCAGUACCUGCGGGACACAAAUGUUCGAGAUAUGUUCACCCAGCUUGACAUGGACCAGCUUCUGGGGCCGGAGUGGGACCUUUACCUCAUGACUAUCAUCGCGCUGCUCUUGGGAACAGUCAUAGCUUACAGGCAGAGGCAGCACCAAGACGUGCCUGCACCCAGGCCGCCGGGGCCACGGCCAGCACCGCCGCAGCAGGAGGGGCCGCCAGAGCAACAGCCGCCACAGUAACAGCCUCCGUGUCCAGCCCUGGUCAGUGACAAGCAAGGAAAUUGUUUGCAGAGAACACCUACCUGCAUUUGAUUUGGGACUUUGGAUCAGUGGCCACCUCCCGGAAGAGGCACAAGGAAGCAUUGAAUUCCUAAAGCUGCUUAGAAUCUGAUGCCUUUAUUUUCAGGGAUAAGUAACUCUUACCUAAACUGAGUUGAAUGUUUCAAUGCCGUUUGGAAUAACAACUCACAAUGGCUCUCCCUUUUUUUGUUUCCUGGAAACAUGUGAGACACUCAAAGUAAUGUCUGCUGUCUCCACCUAUCUUUCCUGGGUCCUUUCAGUCCUUCUCUCAGUGUGCGUAAGUUCUCCGAUCAACCUUCUUUAAGGACUUGUGCAUCGACACUAACGCCUAAUCUGUAUGAAAAGGAAGCCCCGGUUAGUUGCAAGUUUAACCUUAACAUGUUUGGAAAGUCUGAAACUAGAACUUGCCUUUUAAGUUAAAAAAAAUCGUCAAAGUAUAUCAGAAUAAUGCCCAAACAGAAACGUUUACCAGUCCGUAUGCAAGUAUACAGAUUCAGCAUCUUUGUUGUUUUGAAAGGGAAGGAAGGGAAGUUUCUGAUCGUUGGUCAUUGUCGUGGUUUACACCAUGCUUCUCUCCUUCCAAGAUGGAAAGGCCUUGUUAGAGUUGUAUGUGAACUUCAUUUCUUUGGAAUGGAAUACAUAGAAAACAUUGUGAACUGACUCCAGGAGCUAACGUGUGCAUUUGCCCCACCUGCUUAAUGUGAUUUGUUAAAUGUUUUGACUAUGCAGAGCCUUGAUCUGGAAGCCAGAGGAUGGACUAGAUGGGAGAAAUUAGAAAACAAUAUUGCAGAACCCUGCAUGGGGUACCAAGAUCGUAGACGUACUUUCCCAAAAGUUGAAGCAUUUGUUACCAGGAUUUCUUUAGUUUGCAUUUCGUUUUGCAAAAGAACAAGUCGCCCUCCUGAGUUCUCUAGUACGAAGCACCGCUGCCCGAGUCCGGCCUGCAGUGCCCCCGUCACUGCACUAGAGCGGCACCAGGUACUAAAACAGACAGGGAGUCUGAGACGUGUGACGCGCAGCGGCUGCGGGAGGCCAAAGCCUGUUCAUACUGUUCAGGUAGAUUUUCGUUUCUGCUGUUUGACGUUACAGUAGAAAGUCAUUUGCUUAGCUGUCCUGUUCACCACACUCCCACUGUGAGCCCAGGAAAAUUAAGGCUAUUACACUUGAGAACUGUCUGGGUAAAUUGUAGGGAAAACAGUAGUGAAGAAAAGCUCAAGAACGUCACAUACCAUACAAAUGAAAAAAAUAAACCGGAAUUUGCAUUUCUCUUCAUUGUCAGGUGUGGGGAUUCACCAGCCUGUCUUUAGACUAAAGCGACAUUUGUAGGUGAGCGGGGCUUUCUAGGCCUUUGACCGCAGUCUGUUUAACCUUUUUACUCUCUUUCUAUAGUCCCUCAUCUGCCAGGAGACUUGAAGAGUUUACGACCUGUAGAGUUGUAAGACUCUGGUUCUCGCAGUUGGGAUUGUGUUUAGAACUAGAUUUAAUUAGUCUAUAAUGAACAUGAAGGCUUUAAAUGUGAAGUUGUCUGCUUUGGUUGUUUAGAGUAUUAUGAGAAACCCGGUGAGCAAAAUUUCCUCCCGGAUAAUCGCUUCCAAAUUUGAAAAGGUGGUCAUAGCAAGAACCCUAUGUCCAAAAGCACAUCUGAAGGGUAGGAAAUAUUACCCUCAAAAAGUAUAAUGCUGUUAAGGGCAGCUCUUGUAAAUAUUACGGCCUGUUUGGUCUCUUGCACUGAGAUGCGAGAUUUGUGUGCGGUUGAUGGGCUCCGGGGGUGCCCUCCCGCCUCUCCCCCCUGCCCUUCAGUCAGCACGACCCUUGGUAGCAGUUACUCUUCAUUUCGAAGGAAUUGUUUUCAUUGAUUUAAAGUUGAAAAUCUCUAAGAUGACUAAAGUUCCCUUUUUUCCCUCUACCAUCCACCUGGUUUCUUCUUCGGCAGCAUUUUUAUCUACCUUUACUUCCCUCCAUCAGUACCUUGAAAAAAUAUGGCAGAUAACUGCACUACUACCAAAAGCUGGGUGGGGAAGGGCAGGCUUGUUCUUCAUGCAAUAACUCACUUCCUGUCGGUUCGCCACUUGCCAUGCCCUUUUUAUGACUAAUAUUCCAAAUAUCCCUUUCCCAGCUUUUUUCCACUUCCUGAUUUACCCUGGCUCUUUUGCUACUGGAAAUUUGAAUGGUGUAUUUAAAAUAACUUAGUUCCUGUGACUUCAUGACGCCAGUCCUGUGACUGUCUCAAAAUACCCUGCUCCCACCCUGGUCGGGUCGCUCAGUUAGUUGGAGCAUUGUCCCAUACACCAAAAGGUUACAGGUUCAAUCCCUGGUUGGGGCACAUAUGGGAGGCAACUAAUCGAUGUUUCUCUCACAUCAGUGUUCCUCUCCCUCUGUAAAAAAUCAGCCCUGGCUGGUGUAGCUCAGUGGAUUGAGCGCGGGCCUGCGAACCAAACAACUGUGGUUCAAUUCCCAGCCAGGGCACAUGCCUGGGUUGCAGGCCAGUUCCCAGCAGGGGACUCAUGAGAAGCAACCAUACACUGAUAUUUCUCUCCUUCUCUCCUUCCCUUGUCCUCUAAAGAUAAAUAAAUAAAAUCUUUUAAAAAAAUCAAUAAGCUUACCCUCAGGUGAGGAUCAAACAAAAAACAAAACUCUUUUCAUGAUACCUAAGCAAAUAGGGACUGGGUUUGAUGUUUCUCCUAACUAAAAUAAUGCUCGAUACUUAACCUAAUCAAAUGGCAUCCAUUUGAAUAAAAUGACAGUAACUAAAGCUAGUUAAUGUCAGUGACAUUAAACUAACUCCAGGAUUCAGGAGUUCUGAUGUUAGCUUUCCGAGUUAGCGGCUAGAGCGCGGCUUCACCUCCCCUCGGCAGUCCGUCUUCCCUGCCUGUUCUCUGGCCUGCCUGCCCGCCUGCCCGCCUGCCGUCACAGGCGCCGCCAGGAGCAGCUCCCCACGUGGGUGACCCUUGUGUAGUCCACCGUUUCAGAGUCUUUUUUCGCUUCCAUCUUGUGUUGCAAAGGUAGCCAUGAUAUUUGUUCAUUCCUUUUUGUUUGAAGUUUUUGUUUCUGUUUUCUGAGUGAGGCUUAUACUAUUUUUGGUUAAUAUUCAAAGGCACAGAAAAAGUAACAAAACUUUUUCAAAGUUCAUUAUUUAACACUUAAAUGAGAUAAACUUGUAUUAAUCUUAAUACUCUUGGUGAUGUGUGUCACCCUUGUGCGCACAUGGUUAACAUGUACGAGCUUUACUGCCGAGCUGUUUUAUCUCUGUACCGUUGGGAAGUUUUACAGUCUUUCACUUGCUAUCUGCUGAUGAUCGGAUUCUUUAUUUAAUUAAAGAGCUGCUCUUGCCUCCAAGAAACUAAAGGAUUUUUUUUUUUUUGCUUUGUUUUUUCCCUCCUUUGCUCCUCAUGUUUGUUCUUCAAACCAGUGCUUUGGAAGUAUGCAUGCAAGCCCAUAAAGGAAGACACAGCUCUUCUGUGUGUGUGUAGCCCUUGUCUCGUUGUCUGGCUACACCUGGGAAACACUUCCUCUACAGAGGUUUGUUUGGACUUGACACUUCACAUGCUCUUCAGAACAGAACGCUUCCGGCAAAACAGCCCCUUUGCCUGCCGGGAAGAGCAGCAGGGGCCGCGUUUGGCCCAGCGACAGCUAGUGUUUGUUUGAAAGUGAAUUUAAUAUACGUUGCACAACAUUAUGACUAGAGAUGUGCAAGACAUAAUCAAAGCAAAAGAAACUUCUAUUUUCAUGAAGAUAUUUUUUAUCAGUCAUUGCUCUCAAAUAUAAAUGAAAUUAUAAUAUAAAUUUCUGAAUGCCAUACUGUCUUGAUGCACUACCUGAUUUUUACUAUGUAGCAGUCAUUGAAAAGAAGCUAAAUUCCUCCUCCUCCUACGUGUAUUUCAAGAAAAUUUAAACUACCCCAAGUAGAAAAGAUGUGUAUUUUAAAGUGACAGUUUGCACAGGAAAAAGUCUGACUUUGUGCGUGUGAGACGGCUGUCUGGGUUAUGUGCGAGGGGUCACCGCCCACGCACCGUUCCUCCGUUUGGAAAGCAAGCUGACACCGUUCUCUGUGACUGGAAAAGGUCAGUGUUGGUACGAUCGAGGUAUAACCACUAUCAAUAUUUAGAAGUUUGAAAAACACCGUAAGCUGGCAUUGGAAGGAACACCGUAGUAGACUUUUUUGUAAAUUUAUUUUGUAUUUAACUAAAUACAGUAUAAAGGCUGGUGAAGUGUAAUAUAAUUGUGUAAACAAAUCCUGUUAAUAGAGAGAUGUACAGAUUUGUUUUGUACUGUAUCUUGAAACUUGUGAAAUAAAGAUUCCACCUCUGGUUAUCUUGUAUGCUA